CCUCCACCUCCAGUUCUAAUAUUCUUGUUGCCCUGCUCAAUUUUAUCUUCUCUUGCGCCGUCGCAAAGCAUUGAGAUUUGAGGGAGAGAUAGAUAGAGUUCAUUCACUUUUCUCCACUGCAAUUUCAUACCUGUAGUAGCGUCUUCAUUUCUCCCCCUCUCUACAUCACUCAUUCUGAAAUCAAAGAUUAGAGAUGGUGGUGUCUGUUUCUAGCUGGAACUCCUACCUUUCAGGUACUCUUCAACUUACAACUGGCAUAAAGUCUCCCACACAGCCAUUUCGAAUUCAUUGCCCCAAUAGGUUCAGUUUCAUAGAGCAUUCUUCUGUUCAACUGACACCUAAGAAAAUAACUAGUGUAAAGAUUGAGCAUACAUCUUUUGUGAGUCAUGAUGUCAAAUGCUAUUCAUAUGUCCAAAGAAAUCAUCAGCACUUGAGAGAUGAUGAUGACAACAACCCAUUUUUCGGGUUCUUAAUGGAGCCGUUCAGGGUAACUAAGACUUUACUGUCAUUUCUGGCUGAACAGCCAAGUCAGCUGAAGUACAUAGAAUGGCCAAGCAUCCAGAGCACGCUGAAGACGGCAAGUCUUGCACUCGUUCUUGUUGUUGUGUUUAUCAUUGCAUUAUCGUCAGUUGAUUCUGCCCUAUGUUUUCUGUUGGCUUUGCUUUCAAGGAGGGCAGCAUGAUUUAGGAGAUGUCUGAUUUCUUGAUUUGUUUCUCAGUGUUGUUGAGAAUGUCUUUGCAUUUCGUGGUGAAUACUAUAUUUCAGGGGGAGACAUCCACAGUUUUGAUGAAAAAUUAGACGGUGGGUUGCGCAAGGGGCUCUUGGUCACACAAGAGCUGUGAAACCUAAGAAUGUAGUUGAUGCAAGAAAUACUGAUGUCUGAGAUGAAUAUGCACCAAUCCAGGAAUGUCAAGCUUGCAACAACAUUCCAAAAUGCACUAUUCAAAAGUUACCUAACCCAGGGAAAGUGAUUGUGGGAAAAACACUGAUUUUUGAAGAUUUGGAUGUAUGACAGUUGGACAUAACUACCACCAGAUGCAAGUUAUUAUGUUUUUUAUAACAAUA
This is a messenger RNA of Ipomoea nil (Japanese morning glory), 1065 nucleotides long. RefSeq lists its product as uncharacterized. The transcript has 7 exons. Bases 194 to 682 code for a protein of 162 amino acids. The record is from RefSeq and is a predicted model, not a curated record. Gene Ontology annotation, cellular component: membrane. NCBI's taxonomy places the organism in Eukaryota, Viridiplantae, Streptophyta, Magnoliopsida, Solanales, Convolvulaceae. Gene Ontology annotation, biological process: protein targeting.